AACUCCCCAGGUCACACUGUGAGGCGCGUUAUGUGGUUCCGUGUUUCUAUUGAGGGUCACAGGGAGUUUGCUCACCACACCGACCCCAAUCAGAUCAGCCCGUCUUACCGCGGGCGCACGCGCUACACCGGGGGAAGCUAUUCCAGCUGCUCGGUUCAGAUUCGGGGUGUGAAGCUGGGCGAUGCGGGCCAGUACCACUUCAGGUUUGAGACAGACCAACCGCUGGGGAGAUGGACCUCACCUGACACCAUUACUCUGGAUGUAACAGCUCGACUCUCCUGUCAAAACAUCAAGGACUCUCAAAACGGACAGCAAGGUUUCUGGUGCCUGGCUGGAGACGAGAUUCUGAUUAUUCAAGAGCCAAAGCAAAGUACCAGAAUAAAUAGUUAGAAGGGAGAUUAAACU
Molecule: messenger RNA, 405 nt
Organism: Gambusia affinis (western mosquitofish)
Lineage: Eukaryota; Metazoa; Chordata; Actinopteri; Cyprinodontiformes; Poeciliidae
Product: sialoadhesin-like
Exons: 3
Coding region: 31-390 (119 amino acids)
Source: RefSeq, a predicted model, not a curated record